UAUGCUUUACACUUUUCGCCGUGUUUAUCCCAUUUGUUGGAUAUUACGUUAAUAGGUGUGUUCGGGGAGCUCGCUAUUAGCGCUAUUUAGCGCUACCGUGUCAUUCUAUCUUUCUUGUAUAUCUAAGAAGCGAUAAAGAUAGAAGAACGCGGUAGUGUUGGUAGCGUGCUCCCCGAACGCACCCAAUGUAUCGUCUCGCAUCAUGAUGCUUAACCAGCACGUUUCGGCGGCAUAAUAUUUCGUUAGAGAAUAGUAAACAAGCUUGACCAUUUCAAUAUGAAACUCGGCUUCUACUAAUAGUCAGAAAGAGAUGGAAGAUAAUAACGAGGCAACUUCUGAUGAAGUGUUCAAGAUUGACGAGUGUGCCGUCAAAAUCGAGCAGCAGAUUGAUCAAGACGCGGAAGAAACUACGGAGAAGUAUUUCGAUUUCAAUAUGGAAGUCAACGACUUUCUGGAGACAAACAUUUCCAAGCCACUUGUAGUCAAAGUGAACAAGCAACCGUCAGAUGCCAAAGCGCAGUCUCAGGUGUUUAUGCUGCAUUCGUACAACUCGGUUACAGCAGGACGGAAUCUAGUACCAAAGUAUCGUCCGAUACGACCGAAACCCUGCGUAGGUGGCGACAAAAUCAGCAAAUCAAAAAACAAGUUUGUGGAGAUAUCACCUACCUUGAGCUUGCCCGUGCAGACUCGGAAUCGUGUUGUCACCAACGGUAAUGCUGGAGAUGUCUACGAUAAACACGGGAUUCACGGGACUCACGGGACUCACGAUAAAAAAGGAAUUCACGAGACUCACAAUAAAAAACGUAUUCCUAAGAAAAACAAAUCCAGAGCUACUAUCGAAUUGUUUUUCGACAGUAUGGCGCAGUCUGUGUCGAAAUUACCCGCGGAAGUCCAAGCUGAGAUCAAGAUGGAGAUCUGUAAGCUCGUCACCAGAGCGGAGAUUAAGCACUAUGGAUCGCAACCGAAGUAGAAGACUGAUUAGGAAUUCGAUUGACAGAGUAUAUCGGUCGAUAUUGACUAGAUAUUGAUUGAUACUACAGCUCCUAUACCUUUCAACCUAAUAUGUAAGAUAAAGUAAAGCCGGCAGUCGAUUUCCAUUAGCCGACAGUCAGCGUGUUUUCGGUACUCUUGUACCGGUCUCAAUAUUUUACUAAAUGUUAAAGCUGUUGGUUCCUCCCUUGGUCGCGGAACUCUCGCCUGAUGACGAGAAAAUGCACGAUAAAAAUUCAUGUAAAAUACGUCAAAAUAAAAAGAUAUAUCCAUAAAAUGACGCAGUCGAUCGGUAAAAUCACAUCUGUAAAAUAGUUCGAACGCUUUCCUUUUGCUCUAACAAUAAAUUAUUGUAAAAUUAACAUGAUGCGCAACAUACUAUUUUAACCUACGUUUCCUCCUGAUUUUGUCGCGUUACUUUUGGCGUUAUUUAUUGUUUGUUAGAACAAAACGAGAGUGUUCGGGCUAUUUUGCACAUCUACUCGAUGGAUUGCAAGUGUCAUUUUAUGGAUCUUUUUACUUCUACGUAUUUUGUAAGAAUUUCAGCUGGCCGCUCGAUUAACCAACUGAUGAACAAGUUUACAGAGAGUGGGGGAAUAGCAAUGUACAAUCGUAAACAGGAAGGAUGUCCGUCUUUUUUGUGAGUUUUGUAACUUUUGUGGCUUUACUUUUAUGAGUUAAAAAUAAACGUAUUCGCCUUGUUUAAGAGGAGAUCGAAUUGAUGAAUGGAAAAUUUUUAUUGAAAAUUUUCUCAAUAGAAAACAGAUCCUUCCAUUGGACGAAACGUUUUCAGACUUGUCCAAUAAAAAAGGCGGACAACCUUUAACUGUACAAAAUAUAUAAAUAAAUAAAUUAAUAUAAAUUAA
Odontomachus brunneus is the source of this 1856-nucleotide messenger RNA. RefSeq lists its product as uncharacterized. NCBI's taxonomy places the organism in Eukaryota, Metazoa, Arthropoda, Insecta, Hymenoptera, Formicidae. The record is from RefSeq and is a predicted model, not a curated record. The transcript is spliced from 2 exons. Gene Ontology annotation, molecular function: DNA binding. Bases 311 to 970 code for a protein of 219 amino acids.